Molecule: messenger RNA, 1042 nt
Organism: Athene cunicularia (burrowing owl)
Lineage: Eukaryota; Metazoa; Chordata; Aves; Strigiformes; Strigidae
Product: glutamate-rich protein 3-like
Exons: 5
Coding region: 139-747 (202 amino acids)
Source: RefSeq, a predicted model, not a curated record
UGUUGCUUUUACAUAAUCUGAUGGGCAUUUACCUGGCAAAUGUUGGGCAUGAUUCAAUGAGACAGCAUUUUGUGCAGCAAACUAUUGGGCAGGUCUUUGUAAAUUAAGCUGUAAUAAUUUGGCUGUCAAGGGACUUAUAUGCAUCUAUAUUGCUUUUAUUUCAGAUUACUGAAAACCUACAACAGUCCGAAGGACAAACACUUGACUAAGUACAUCAACAAUACCUGGAUAAGACAACAUCAUCAGAGAUCAGGACUGAUCUCGAGUUGUGGAAGAAUAAUAACUGAGAAGGAAUGCCAGCUGAAUACUAUACAGGAGGAACACCCGAGAUACACACGAGAAUGCCUGGCUGGCACCGUGUUUCAUAAAGCCCUUGGCAUAGAGGCGGGACCAUCCAGAAGACCGGUGGGAAAUGCCAGCUUUAUGUACUCCCCUCAUCCACCACCCAGUCCAAGAAAUCAUCGUGGGCUCUUCCCUCCCCUUGGCAGAGAAGCAACUGGUCGCUCCCAACAACAGACUUCCAGGCAACCACAUAUAGCUCCAGGGGAUCUGCAGCACUCACUCCAUUUCCCACCACUUCCCAUCUGUGCUGCAGUGGGGGCUGUAAAUACUUCAACAUCUGAAAAGAAGUGCCUGGCACCUCAACUCAGUCUACAGCCUGCCAGCAGGGAGGAAAGGAGCGAAGUAAAACAUCCAAAUGUGGCAAAAUACAUGACCAGUAUAUCUCCAUCAUUAACACUGGUCUGAUACCGGCACCUCCUCCACCCCAGCAAAAACGUGGAAACACAGUGAGAAGUGAGGUAACCAGAGGGAGAAAAUUGUGUCCCAUCAGUGUGCCCACUGAGGCAGAGCACCCUCCGAGGAAGGUAAGUUAGCUCUGUCUACAUCUCUGUUUAUGUACAGGUGUAUAAUCUUCCUUGUUGGUGUAUUUGCCUAAUGCUGAAAGAUAUGUCUACCUAGUUUGCAUAAAGAUUCACUGAAUUUUUGAAAGAAAUAGAAUUCCUAACUAUUCAAAUAUGUAACUGCCACCCAUCUCUCUAUA